UCGCCCCGCCCUUCCCGCAGUCGGGCCGAGAGGAGUAAAAUGGCCGCCGCAGAGGCCGGGCCCGGGCAGACUCGGCGGCAGUGGCCGCGCCUCCUAUGCCUCCUCCUGCUCCCGCUUUCCUUCUCCUUCUUCUGAAAGUGGGCGGGCGGAAGGGCCUACCACCCCGGAGGAACCGGGAUUUCAGCUCUUGCAAGCAUGGAAGAAGAAGAAGAGAAUCCCCGAUCACCAGUAAGAGAGGAUCCUGCACGAAGUGGUGAGAAGCCACCCAGUGAACCAGUUCUUGAUUCAGAUUGGGACCAAUCAAGUGCCCUCUGUGCUGGCCAAGUAAUAAUUUUGAAAGCUUUACAGCAAGCUGUGGACACUGGCUUGGCAGCUGAACUGCAAGAUCCAGCAAGUCAGAAAGAUGCUGAAUGCAAGCGUCGAAGAAAAUGGUGCAGGAGCUCCAGAUCUGAAGGGUUUGGAGGAAGUUGGCUGGGAACUGGGGAUCCUGCCUUGGCCUGUGAUAGGAAUGACCUGAUGGGUGAGGCUCUUGAAUCUCCUUCUUCUAGUGUGAUGCCUGCCUUGGCUGGAGUCCUGGAUUACCUGGAAUGGACAUACCAUUUGCCCCAAGGGGUUGAGAGCUCCAUGGGGACCCAAACGGUUUAUGAAGAUGAAGAGAUGGAAGAGGUGGAACUGGUCGCUGAGGUGCGACUGGAAGAUGUUAGCACCCUGUCAGGCAUCUUUAGAAGAAACCUGUCCUGGAGAAUGCAGAAAGCAGCCUGCCUUAGAUCAUCUGCACCCUGCUGGAGAGGAAGCAGCACCUGCCCUAUUGGCCAGCCUUUACUCUCAGAGCAACCCUACCCUUUGGACCCACACAAAACUAUGCCUAUUACGGACAAAGCUUCUUGGACUUCUCUUCUAAGUAGAAGCAAGGCUUUGCAGGACCCUGAAGCUGACAGGACUUCUCCUUCACCUUGCUUGGGCAUGACUCUGGGCACUGGGAUGGGGAUAUCCAGUGGGGGCCAGCAACGCCCCCAGAGCGCCACCAGUCGGGAAUCUGAAUCCCAGCAGCGAUCUCAGCCACCGCCCUCCAACUCCUUAGAUAAGGCUGAUUCCAGCACCUCUUCUUCAUCAUCCUGUUCAUCAUCAACCUCCUCCAUGUCCCACCACCAAGAUCUGCCUGGAGAAGGCGGCAGUGCCGGCUCUUUGAACCCGUGUCCCCCAAUGCAUUCCCCGGACUUAGAUAUUUAUGAUCCCUUUCAUCCCACUGAUGAGGAUAACCUUAAUGGUGACUUUGGCUUUGGUGACUCCCCCCACAAAGAGGCAGAGGGUGGCCGGCAUGACCAGAAAUACGAUCCCUUUGAUCCCACAGGCUCCAACCCUAGUUCCUCUGUUAGUACUCCUUCUCCUGAGGAGGAUGACGAUGAUGACGAUGAUGAGGAAGAUGACCAGGAUCAGCAUCCUCCAGACAUGUCCCAUAGCAUUAGUCGCAUCUCAGAAACAUUGGCUGGCAUCUAUGAUGAAAAUAGCUUGAGCCAAGAUUUCCCAAGCUCAGACAAAGGACAAGAAGAUUCGGAGCCAGAAGCAGAGCCUGAUAGGGAAUAUGAAAACAAGACAGCAUGCCCUCCCGAGCCCCUUGAGGGCAAAGACCUUCCAGGCGCUGAUUCCACACUGCCCGAGGAGCUUCCCUCAGAACAGGCUGAAUCCCAAGCUCCUGAGCCACGCCGCCGGGUAUUUGUGGUAGACUUGGCCCCCAAAGGUCGCUUGGAUGCUGAAGCCAAGGCCCAGCUGGAAGGAAAGGUGUCCCUAGAAGUGGUGACAGUUGGAAAUGCCAAGCUGAGGAGUGGGGAGAAAGCAUCCAAAGGAGGAGGGCAUCACCGGGUUGGACGCCGGUCUUCAAUGGAUUGGGAUGGGAGUGGUGGUGGCGAUUCGGAAAUUGAAGAAGGUGAGAUUGUUCAGCCUGAAGAUGAGCGGUACAGUCCCAUUCGACUUUUCCGGAGCAGAUGCCGUCCUGCUGAGCAACGUACCUUGCGGGUGGUGGAAGGAGAUGAUUUCUUGUCACUUCAUGCAGACUCAGAUGAUGAAGGAGCUUUACAGAUUGACUUUAGUGAAAGCCAACCCGACCCACGUUGGAAGGGGGUGGACCUGAGGCGGAAGAUUCUGACUCAACGUCGAGAGCGCUACCACCGAGCUCCAUCACCCCUGCCUCCGCCUCCACCACCACCCGCCCCAAAACGCCCUGCCUCCAAAUCUCACUCGGGUUCUAGUUCUGGAUCAUGUAAGAAAUCCAAACGGGAGCGCAAAAGAUCCCAUGAACGUAAGGCCUCAAAAACCAAGGAGUCUUAUACAUCUUCGUGGAACCCCAAGAAAAAAUCCAAGUCACGCUCAAAAUCCAAGGAGCGUCGGCAUUCACAUCACAGGGCUUCAAGGUCCCGCUCACAUCAUCGAACCUCCCGUUCCUGGUCACCAUCCAUCAGCACCAGCUUGUCAGCAGUUGGGUCCUCACACACUUCUGCAGAGCGGCACAAGAGCAGGAGUUCUAAGUCCAAGGAGAAGCGCCGUGGCCGGCAUUCACGGUCUCCCAGUAGCAGUCGGGCCCAUCGCAGUCGGCACAAGGACAAACAUCGUGGAGAUGGUGGCAGGAAGAAGAAGAAACGCUCGCGAUCUCGCUCACGUGAGAAACAUUCCUCCCAUCGGUUAUCCAAGGACAAGGAGCGGGAGGUCCACCUACUGGAGGAACCCAAGUCUGAGAAGGCCCUGAUGGAGCGUCGGAGAGAUGCACGAACUGUGGUGCCUCCCUCGAUCCAGGACCUCAAUGACAAUGACCUCUUCACCAUCAAGAGGACCAUCACAGUCAACCAGCAAGAGAAAAUGGAGGGACUGCUGGAGACACCAGAGAGAGCUAAGCGGGAGGUGCUUUAUGAUUCUGAAGGGAUGAGCUUCGAUGCUUGCUUCUCAGAUCGUGAGCCUGCUGAGGAGUCCAAGUCCAGUGGAGUGAGGCUAACAGCCAAAGAGGAUGCGCCCUCAUCCCGCAAGGACAAACGGCCUGAGGAGGACAUCAAGCCGAAGAUGCCCAAGGAGAAAGAGCGCAAAAGGGCCUAUCUCGAGGACCGCCCUGGUGCCCGGGACAAGUACAAAAAAAAGCUAAAGGAGGCACCACCCACUUCUGAACAACAAGAAUUGCCCAAGGCUGAAAAAAAGGCCCGACCUGAGCGGGACAAGGCUGGGAAAAAGAUUAAGGCCGGGAGUCACAAAGAGAGUGGCAAGCUAGGCUCAGGCCGGAAGGUGAAGCUCCAAUCCAAGGUAGCCGUGCUGAUCCGUGAAGGGGUAAGCAGCACCACCUCAGUGAAGGAGGUGGGUUCAAUUGGGGUGAAGUUUAGCCGCGAUAAGGAGAGCCGAUCGCCUUUCCUCAAAUCAGAAGAGAAGGUGUUGAUGGUUGGGGCUUCAGCAGCAGGCCAGAGUGAGAUGGCUGAUGUCAAGGAACCAGGCUUCAAACCUAAGAAAGCCAAAGGACUGAAGACUAAAAUGGGUGUAAAGAAGCUGAAGGGUGUCAAACCAAAGGGAGCCUCUGAGCCCAAGAAGAAGAAGAAGCUCAAGGUGAAGACUGGUCUGAAGAAAUCUAAAGCUGACAGCUGCAGCCAGGGUGCAAGCAGUCCUUUGAGAGUCAAGGAGGAGCCCUCCUGGUCUGGUUCAGAGAAAUCAGAGGGCACGGCCAAGCCCCCAAGCCCUCAGCCAUUGGUCCCUGAGCAGGAGCUCACUCCUGAUUCCCAGACAGUGGACAGCAGCUGUAAGACACCUGACGUCUCCUUCCUUCCUGAAGCCCCUCCAGUUGAGCAGCCCAGGGAGCCAGCAGAGGAACCUGAAGCAGAUAGCUUGUCUGAGACCAAAGAGGAACAGCCACUUCAGCAGCCGCCCCAUCCUCCUCGCAGCACACCCCAGCCUCCACCUGCUCCCAUGUCCUGGAAUCUGCAGGGUGGAGUGGACUGCACCAGUGGUGUACUGGCAUUGACUGCUCUGCUCUUCAAGAUGGAGGAGGCCAACCUUGCAAGUCGGGCAAAAGCCCAAGAACUUAUUCAAGCAACCAAUCAGAUUUUGACACAUACCAAGCCCUCCUCCGCCUCCUUGGGCCCUCCUCAGCCACCAGCACCACCAACCCAUCCACCUCCUUCACACUUGGCUGCACCACCCGUCUCCUACCUGCUCCAGGGUUCCCUGCCUCUGGGAGGAUGUGGUUCAACCCCUGGCACCCCUACAGGAGUGUUGCCUGGGAAUUUAAGCCAGACCUCAGCAGGCCUUCCUUCGUCUGGUAUCUUUGCUUCCUCAUCAGCCACCGAUCUGGGUAGCACCAGCUCAGAAGGGCGAGGAGACAGUGACAAGUAUCUGAAGAAACUACAUACACAGGAGCGAGCCGUGGAGGAAGUAAAGCUGGCUAUCAAGCCUUAUUAUCAGAAGAAAGAGAUCACUAAGGAAGAGUACAAGGACAUUCUGCGUAAAGCCGUCCACAAGAUCUGCCACAGCAAGAGUGGAGAAAUUAAUCCCGUUAAGGUGAACAACCUUGUCAAGGCCUACGUCCAGCGAUACAAGUACUUUCGAAAACAUGGACGCAAGAUGGAUGAUGAGCCAGGUCCCCCCAAGGAAAUAGGGGGUCUUGACAAAUCCGGCCUGCCUAUGCCCCCACUCUGAUCUUCUCUGACUGGGCAAAGGGGAAGGGAAUCAAAAUGGCCCUGUAUGCAAGUAGGCUUGGCUGCAGUCCCUCCUGCACCCCUCCUAUACAGCGUGGGGUGUGUGGAAGAGUAGUAGGACAACCCUGUUUUGUUUGGCAAGAGUUGCACCUCAAGAGCGCAGUUGCCUACUUGCCCUGGGCCCCCUUCCCACAAAUACUUUUCAUGGUUUUAGCCACAAAUCGACUGGUGUUUUACCCUGUAAAUACAGAUGGAAGAAGAUGGGGCUAAGCUUUAGUUUCAUCCCUCUUGAGCGCCCGAUACUGUGGGUGGACACUAUUCCUCCUCUGCCCUCCCCAUGUGUAGUUUUUACUCAUUUAGCAUGUUUUUAAUUUGAUGGUUUCUUCUUACCCUUCCUAUCAGCAGUCAGGACACAACAGUACUAUAAUUGACCUAAAAAUGGCAGCUUCUUGCUGCUGCGCUGGGUGGGUAACACACCCUUCAUAUCCGCCACCGCCCAGCUGUAAGUUUGUCUGUCAUACUCUUCCCCACCUUCUUUCUCUUCAUAAAACUGCAUUUACCCAUCUAAA
Messenger RNA from Anolis carolinensis (green anole), 5230 nucleotides. RefSeq names its product SR-related CTD associated factor 1 (gene scaf1). Gene Ontology annotation, molecular function: RNA polymerase II C-terminal domain binding. Bases 196 to 4662 code for a protein of 1488 amino acids. The transcript has 11 exons. The record is from RefSeq and is a predicted model, not a curated record. Lineage: Eukaryota; Metazoa; Chordata; Lepidosauria; Squamata; Anolidae.